GCGUCUGUCAGUCUGUCGGCUGCUGGUCCCUGAGGACGGAAGUGGAGGUCUUGGGGAAGGGACCAGGGCCUUGGUUGAGCCCCCGGGACCGGCUCCUAAGCCCCAGACAAGUGCAUUCGCAGUAGGUUGCUGUCUUGUUCAAGAUCCCGAGCGUCGGAAACUUGUCUUCCCUCAGUCAUCUGACUGUGCUCUGUCCACUGUGCCUCCUGCAUGUCCUGCUGCCCUGAGCUGUUCUAAGCUAGGUGACAGCGUGUCAACGCUGCCACCAUGAAUGAGGUGUCUGUCAUCAAAGAAGGCUGGCUCCACAAGCGUGGUGAAUACAUCAAGACCUGGAGGCCCCGGUACUUCCUGUUAAAGAGUGACGGCUCCUUCAUUGGAUACAAGGAGCGGCCUGACGCCCCUGACCAGACCCUGCCCCCCCUGAACAACUUCUCUGUCGCAGAAUGCCAGCUGAUGAAGACCGAGAGACCACGGCCCAACACCUUUGUCAUACGCUGCCUGCAGUGGACCACGGUCAUCGAGAGGACCUUCCACGUAGACUCUCCAGAUGAGAGGGAGGAGUGGAUGCGGGCCAUUCAGAUGGUCGCCAACAGCCUCAAGCAGCGGGGCCCAGGUGAGGACCCCAUGGACUAUAAGUGUGGCUCCCCCAGCGACCCUUCUGCGGCUGAGGAGAUGGAAGUGGCAGUUAGCAAGGCUCGGGCCAAGGUGACCAUGAAUGACUUCGACUAUCUUAAACUCCUGGGCAAGGGCACCUUUGGCAAAGUGAUUCUGGUGCGGGAGAAGGCCAGCGGCCGCUACUAUGCCAUGAAGAUCCUGCGGAAGGAAGUAAUCAUCGCCAAGGAUGAAGUCGCCCACACGGUCACCGAGAGCCGGGUCCUCCAGAACACCAGGCACCCGUUCCUCACCGCACUGAAGUACGCCUUCCAGACCCACGACCGCCUGUGCUUCGUGAUGGAGUAUGCCAACGGGGGUGAGCUGUUUUUCCACCUGUCCCGGGAGCGUGUCUUCACGGAGGAGCGGGCUCGAUUCUACGGCGCAGAGAUCGUCUCUGCCCUCGAGUAUUUGCACUCGCGGGACGUGGUGUACCGUGACAUCAAGCUGGAGAACCUCAUGCUGGACAAAGAUGGCCACAUCAAGAUCACUGACUUCGGCCUCUGCAAAGAGGGCAUUAGUGACGGGGCCACCAUGAAAACCUUCUGUGGGACGCCCGAGUACCUGGCCCCCGAGGUGCUGGAGGACAACGACUACGGCCGCGCGGUGGACUGGUGGGGGCUGGGCGUGGUCAUGUACGAGAUGAUGUGCGGCCGCCUGCCUUUCUACAACCAGGACCACGAGCGCCUCUUCGAGCUCAUCCUCAUGGAGGAGAUCCGCUUCCCGCGCACGCUCAGCCCCGAGGCCAAGUCCCUGCUUGCUGGGCUGCUUAAGAAGGACCCCAAGCAGAGGCUCGGCGGGGGGCCCAGCGAUGCCAGGGAGGUCAUGGAACACAGGUUCUUCCUCAGCGUCAGCUGGCAGGACGUGGUACAGAAGAAGCUUCUGCCACCCUUCAAACCUCAGGUCACCUCUGAGGUUGACACAAGGUACUUUGAUGAUGAGUUUACCGCCCAGUCCAUCACAAUCACGCCCCCGGACCGCUAUGACAGCCUGGGCUCCCUCGAACUGGACCAGCGGACCCACUUCCCCCAGUUCUCCUACUCGGCCAGCAUCCGCGAGUGAGCAGUGCCGCCGCCGCCGCCGGACGCCCACACCCACGCCCGCUCGGCUGCAGUCACCGCCCUGGGGGCCUGUCUCUUUGUUCUUAGACUUUAUAUUUUGCCUUUUUUUGUUUGCAUCCCCAUCCCUCACCUGCUCACCCCAUUUCCAGUUUUUUCUUCAGCCCUCUGCCAAACUCACCUCAGCGGUCCCAGCAGCACUGCCUCCAGGAUCCUGUCCUGUCCUCACCUUUGUGCCCAGACCUGGAUUUGGGAGACUCUCCACUGCCCGCCCCAGGACCAAGCCUUCGGGCGGUUGGAGAGGUUCCGGUUUUCAAUCAACAUAAGCCCCAGCGAGGGGCGGCGCGUGGAGCUGCGGGCCCCACCCGGGUCUCUGGCCGGGCGCCUGCCCCUGCGCCACUGCCUUCUCGUGGGACACCUUGUGGGACACGACGCCCGGCGGACAGUGCCCUGGUGGUCGGGCUCAGGGCGGCCUGGCGUGGGCUGUCCGGCCCGGCCCCUCCCCCACAGGGGCAGAAAAGCAAUAAUGUCCAGGGAGAGGCAGGGGGCCUUUGGAAGCCCCAGGGUUGGGGGUUCGGGGAUCCCUCGUGUAGAUGGGGCGUGAUCUGCCCCAUGGGGCAUGAGGGGGGCCCAGGUGAUGGGCACUGCCUCCUUGCCCUGCCUUCCUCAGCAAUCCCCAGCUGCUCUCCUGACCCUGUGGAUGAGGAAGGAGGAACAUUUGGGGAUGGGCCUCCCUGCUGCCCCAUCCUGUGCCUUACCAGGGCUUGCUUCCGGUCGGCCUUCACUCCUGCUGGGCCCGGGGCUGGCCCCAGCCCUUGCCAAGGAUGGGGGCAGGGGGCUGCCAGCUCUGCUGUUACACAUCUCGCACCGAGACAGUGUUGGGCCCCGUGGACUGGGGUCGAAGAGGGGAUGGGAGUUGGGGGGGGCGGCCUCUGAGCAAGGGAGGCUCCAGGGCCCUCUCCUCCCUCCCCCCUCCCUGGGCCCCACGUUUUGCAGCCUUAAGGUGAAUGUGUGUCAGUGCUGUGGGCACGUGUGUGCGGCCUCAGGCUGUUGUGUUUGUGGAUGGCCCCUUGCCUCUGGGAUGAGGAUGCACACGGGUUGGGGUGUGUGUGCAUGCGUGUUGGGUGUGUGUGUGUGUGAGGGCAAGCGUGUCCGGGCCUUGAAUGCGUGGUGUGUGUGGGCUUGGGCCCUGUCCCCGGCCCGAGCAUUUCAUCCCGUAGGGGAGGGGUGCUGGCCUGGUGGGGGAGCCACACCUGGGGUCCAUUUGCUGCCCAGCCCCCCUCCCCCCCCGCCCUUGCCCCCAGCAUCUCUGGGUGUGUGGAAUUUAGUUGUGGCUUUGAUCUCCCUGCCCCACCUCCUGUACUGGGUAGUUCAGAGAGAGACAUCCUAGGGUGGGAUGCAGGGUUGGUUUGGGUGGGUGGGGGGUCUUUUUCUUUGUGUGUAUGUCAUUUAUUUGACAAUUCUCUAUCCUCCUUACUGGACUUCCCCAUUCCUCCCAUUUGUACGGUACAAGCAAUAAAGACACUCGUUUCAGACGGGG
Messenger RNA from Mirounga angustirostris (Northern elephant seal), 3249 nucleotides. RefSeq names its product AKT serine/threonine kinase 2 (gene AKT2). The record is from RefSeq and is a predicted model, not a curated record. NCBI's taxonomy places the organism in Eukaryota, Metazoa, Chordata, Mammalia, Carnivora, Phocidae. Gene Ontology annotation, cellular component: nucleus; cytoplasm. Gene Ontology annotation, molecular function: protein serine/threonine kinase activity; ATP binding. The coding region runs from base 268 to 1713 and encodes 481 amino acids. The transcript has 14 exons. Gene Ontology annotation, biological process: protein phosphorylation.